AUGGAGGGCGCGUACGAUGAGAUUAUUUCUGAUAAUCCAUUCUUUAUACAGUUUAAAAAUGAGUAUUCGAAUUUAUUUCAACAUUGCAUAUCGCAAUCGUGGAUAAUAUGUGUCCCUCGCAUUGGAAGUUUAAAUACACGGGCUUUCGCUAUCGAAGAUUUCUGUGCUCAUGUUUUAGUGCCUAGUGAUGAAUUACCUGAAACACAUUACAGUACACUCACUGAAAAGCAAGUUACCGUUGCAAAUAAAGUUAUCACACUCGAAGUUACUAAAGGUCUGCCAUUACAAAGCCACAUAUUGUUUGAAGAGACAUUUUAUACUGAAGAUUAUAUCAAAUACAAAGUAUGGUGUGUAGAAAGCCCUCUUGAGCCAAAUACAAAUUUAGGAGAUGGUGCAGUAACUAAAGAUUACCUUUUAUCCAUAAAUGACUGUAUUGAUUUACUCUGGACUCAAGCUGCUGGCCGCCAAGUAUUAGACCAGAUAGAACUCAAUGUACAACAAUUUCUUAAGAAAAAUUCUCCAUUGCCUAUAGCCCUCGCCCCUCUUAGUGAUGCAAUAAGCGAAUUGUACACACAGUGCCUUCAAAGUACUUUACAAAAUCGAAGACUUCGUGAGAAAUGUAAAGUUUCUAAACAUUUACUUGAAAAUAUUAAAUUAUCUGUUGAAUGUUACAUGCAACACCUAUUGUUUGAUUCCUUGUUUAAACCAAUUUGUACUAUAUGUGCUUAUGAAGACUCCCAUCUGAAUAAGAAAAUUAGAAAUAUGUGCGACAUUCAGCUACGUGAUCUUGAUAUUAAAAAAGAAUUAUACCAUGCCGUACCCAAAGCAAAACAAAUACUUUCAAAAAUUGUAACUUACAAUACUGUAUUAGAAAAAGUGAUUUGUUUGAAACAAGCUCUCAAUGCUAUUAAUAAAAAAGACGAUAGCAACAAUGUUGUACUCUUAACUGCUGAUGACUUAUUGCCCGUUUUUGUUUUUCUGCUUAUUAAAUCUGGUUUACCAAAUUGGUACAGUCAACUUAAAUAUAUGAAAGAGUUUCGUUUUAGUGGGGUUGGAAAUGGAGAUGGUGAUGAAAGUGCAUUUUUGAUUACAACAUUAGAAGCUGUUAUAGAGCAUAUUCAAUCAGGGGCUCUAGCAGGACCACCUAAUCCAGAAUCUUACUAUUAUGAAAGUAAUCUUACAGAAGAUAAUUUAAGUGAUAGUAAUAGAAAAAAUAGUUUGACAGAAUCAAUAUCUACGUGUGAUACAAAUAGUAGAGAAGAAACACUCGAAUAUGUAUUUGACCUCAUAAAAGCAAAUAACUCUGAACAAGUGCAAUAUUUGUUAGAAAAAAACCAUAGACAUUUGCAAAGUCUUCAACAGAAUGAAAGAAGUGCUGUUAAAUUUGCAGAAAAUCAAGAGGAUGACGAUGAAGAUGAGAAUGAUGAUGAUUAUGAAACAGAAAUAUACCAAAAGCUCUGUCAUCCAUUAUGUAGCUGCAAAAAAUGUUGCUCCAAAAUAUCAAAAAACCUUUUGAAGACAUCACCAACAGUAUCAUCAAGAGACAGUCAUGGUUUAACUCCGUUGCAUGUAGCAUCUAUACAUGGAAAAGCAAAUAUUGUUGAGAUUCUUAUUGAUAUGGGAGCUAAAAUAAAUGCAACAGAUCUUAAUGAAUGUACACCUUUACAUUAUGCUGCAUCUAGAGGACAUCAAAAUGCCUUACUCUUGUUAUUACACUCAGGAGCAUUGAUCAAUCAGGCAAAUAUUGAUAAAAAUACUCCCUUACACUUAGCAGUAAAUAAUGGACACAUGAACUGCAUUAAAGCUCUUAUAUAUUUUGCAGAGCAUGGAAGAAAACAACUUAAAAUAAAUUGCACAAAUGAACAUGGAAAUACUCCAUUGCAUUUAGCAGCAAAAUGGGGAUACGAAGGAAUAGCAAAAUUACUGAUAGAAAAUGGUGCUGAACCAUCUCUACAAAAUCAUAAUAAUAAAACUGCAUUUGACUACGCUCACAACUUAAAAAUAUUACAAGUGCUUAAAUCAAGUACUCCCAAUUUGUAUGAGUAUAUUCAUAUAACAAGUACAGAUGUAAAAACUUUAAAUUGUAAAACUGAUAAUCCUGUCACACUUAAAUUGCAAAGUCUCAAAAUAAGGAACAAUGAAACAAACAAUGUUACAAAGACUGUGGAAAAUCUUAAAAGAAUAGAAAGAAUUUUACAAGCAAUAUCUUACGGAGACGUUAAACUUGCUUGUUUUUACAUGAAUAUAAAAUAUGAACAUUAUGCUAAUACAAAUAUGACAACCAACAGAUCAUCUUGUCAUCCUCUAUGUGAAUGUCAACUCUGCAAAAAAACCCACCAGACUAUAUCAGACUAUGACAUAAACUUUGCCGACUCUAAUGGAUUGACAGCUCUGCAUUAUGCUGCUAGGUAUGGAUUAGAUGAACUAUGUAAAAUUCUUUUACUAAAUAAUGCCAAUAUAAAUUCUAGUAAUCGAAAAGGUCAAACACCUUUACACUUGGCAGCCUUGAAUAAUAAGAUUAUGGUCAUUCGUUUUCUUCUUGAUAAUGGAGCCAAUAUAAACGCAAUUGACUUAUCUGGUAACACACCCUUACACGAUGCGUCUGAAGUCGGCAAUAUUGGCGCAACUAAAAUGUUACUGAAUUAUAAUCCGAAUUUAAAUAUGUUAAAUGGAUCAGAAAAGUCAGCAAUUGAUGUGGCUAAAGAAAAACUUCAUUUAACAAUCAUAGAUUUAAUUGAAAAACAUACAAAUAAAAUGAAAUAAAUGUUAAUACUCUAGUAAGUAAUGGGUGUAUAAGCUAAAUUACAAAUCAACAUAAUUAUUAUGUUAAAAAUGUUAUAUGAAUAAUUAGAUUAUCAACACAUAGAUUAAAAUGUAACAAAUUUAUUUUGUUAUAAAAAUUAACUAUUCCAUGAUGACUAAAAGAUCUCCUCCAAUAUCAAAAGACCGUAGAUUAUAAAUUUUUCAAUGUAGUUAAAAAAAAAAAUUUAUACUGUCGUAUUUCGUAUUAUUUAUAUAUAUUCUUUUU
Messenger RNA from Melitaea cinxia (Glanville fritillary), 3028 nucleotides. It is a transcript of the gene Varp, whose product is annotated as ankyrin repeat domain-containing protein 27-like. The record is from RefSeq and is a predicted model, not a curated record. Gene Ontology annotation, cellular component: early endosome; neuron projection; late endosome. The transcript has a single exon. Gene Ontology annotation, molecular function: guanyl-nucleotide exchange factor activity; SNARE binding. Gene Ontology annotation, biological process: neuron projection morphogenesis; early endosome to late endosome transport. Bases 1 to 2763 code for a protein of 920 amino acids. Lineage: Eukaryota; Metazoa; Arthropoda; Insecta; Lepidoptera; Nymphalidae.